Molecule: messenger RNA, 3708 nt
Organism: Ostreococcus tauri
Lineage: Eukaryota; Viridiplantae; Chlorophyta; Mamiellophyceae; Mamiellales; Bathycoccaceae
Product: Prefoldin
Exons: 1
Coding region: 1-3708 (1235 amino acids)
Source: RefSeq, a predicted model, not a curated record
AUGCCCGAAGACGACGCGCGCGCGCGCGAUCUCGAUCGAGGACGCGAAAAGCUCGAGGCUUUCCGCAGACGUAAAGCCCUGCGAGCGUCGCUUCACGCGCCCGCGCGCGGUGUCGACGACGACGGGAAGAAGCGCGUCGACGGCGAAAAAGUCUUCGAACGCGAUGACGACGGGAAGAUCGGGUUCGCCGCGCAGCUGGAGGCGAAACUGGCGUCGAUGGGCGCCGGUAAUGUGGCCACGGGAAGUGUCGACGGUGGAGACGAUCGAGCGGGCGCGAAGGCGGCGUUGGAGGCGAUUUCGAGAGAAGAUGGAGACACAGCUUUGUUUUCGGCAGAUGCACCGGACGCAAAGGCGCGCUUGAGCGCGGCGAGAGAGGAUUUUGCGAGCGUGGAGGAAGCCGUGGACGCGCUGGGGGUGGAUAAGAUCGCCGGGGAGGUCGCUGGGGAGUAUGCGCGCGAGAUCGCGGCUUUGCGAGAGGCUUUCAAGGUCGAGCGGAGUGAACUUCGCGAGGAAAUCGCUCGGUUGGAGGGCGAGCUGGACACCGCGCGGGCGGUCGAGGCAGAUAUCGAACGGCUUCGGCAAACACUCGGUGAAAGGGACGCUGUUUUGGCGAGGAGCAACGCGGACGUCGACGCGAUGAAGGUUGAGCUCGCGGUGAAGGUUGAGGAACUGACUCGUGCCACGGCGGACAUUGAGUCUGCUCGACAGGGCAUGGAGGAGAUGAAAACCGCGGUAGAGGAGGCGAAGAAGACGUCCAAGGAGAAGGUUAAGAAGGCAAUCGAGAAGGGUAAGCGCAUUGAGUCCGAGAAAAGGGCUCUUCAGGAGGAAAUAGAUAUCCUUCGGGUGGCGAAUGCCGAGCACGAAAAGCGCUCGCAGAGCCUCGCCGAGGCGUGCAAGAGACUCAAGGAUGAACACGAAAACGUUUCGAGGAGUCUAGCUGAGGCGGAGACCAAACUCGAGGCUCUUCAUCAAGAGUUGACUGAAGCUAACGCCAAGGUCAUGACGCUGAAUGGCAUGGACGACGCGCUCGCCGAGGAGAAGGUGCGGAACACGGAACUGCAGGCUCAGCUCGUAGUGCUUCAUCGGCUCGAGGAAGAAAAGAAGGAGGAUGCCAAGGCGCUCGAAACAGCGAACGUUACGAUAGAGAGUCUCAAAGAUAAUAUCAAGAACGCGCAAAAAGAGCUGAAAAUGGCGUCCGAAGCGCAAGAGAUGGCUGUAAAGGCACGGACAGACGCUGAUGCGCAAAUCGAGCAAUUAAGCGCUCAGUUGACGAAGGUGAUGAAUUCGAUGAAAGAGCUCGAGGAGAGCGCCACAGAGGAGCGUGCGAAGUAUGAAAACUACUCCGAAGAGCGCAUGAUUCUCACAUCACGAAUAGAGGACGUUACAGAGAGACUUGAGACGGCUGAACGCACCGUUUUCGAGAAGGACGCAGAGUUGGAGUCGCUCGCCGCCCAAGUCGAAGAAGCUCGGGAUGCGUCCACGGAUGAUUUGGCUCGCCUUCAGUCACAACUCGAAGCGAUGCAGCGAGACAAGGAGGCGCAAGCGACGCAGCAGGCCGGAGAGAUUGACGCGGUGAAUUCUCAACUAAAAGAGAUGAAUGAAAAGCUGGAGAGUCUCAAUGCCGAAAAGCGAACGCUUGAGACUCAACUCGCCGCAAAGGGUGAAGAAGCUAAGGCGCUCACUUUGCGCGUCAACGAGAUCUCAAAGUCCUCGAGCGAUGAAUUUCAAGCCUUGCGAGAGCAACUCGAGAGCGCGAAUGCGGAAAAAGUUGCGCAAGCCCAGAGCAUUGCGCAAUUAAACGAUGCUGCUCGCACGGCAAAUGAAGAAAUCGAGACGCUCAAGGCAGCAAAGAAAGAGGCUGAGGAAACGCUGCGAAUCAAAGAUGACGAAGUCAACAAGGUCAAAUCAGCACUUGAAAAGGCACAAAGGGGUUCGUCGUCUGAACUUGAGGCCGUUCGUGCGCGGCUGGAUGCCGCUGAAAUCGAAAAGAGCGCUCAGCACUCGCAGCUCGUGGAGAUCAACGCUCGAUUGCAAGAGCAGUCUGCGGAGAUCGCCAAGUUGAACUCAGCGAGAACGCAAGCUGAAGAGACUAUCUUGACACGAGAUGAAGAGAAUACACAGCUCACUCAUCGACUGUCUUCGCUCGAGAACGCGCAAUCCGAGAUCGAGCAGCUCCGAGGUCAAGUCGAGAGUCUGUCCUCUGAGAAAGAGCAACUCGGCAAACGUAUUGCGGAAUCGUCCACAGCGGCUAAUGGCUACCAAGGCGAGAUCGCGGCUCUCGAAGGGGCUAAGAGUGCAAUGGAUGCACGUCUUAAGGCUAAAGAUGAAGAAAUUACGCGGUUACUCGAAGAAGUGAAAGGUUUGCACGAGAAGUCACAAGUCGAGUUGGCGAAGUCUCGCACUGAGUUUGAGUCCACUGGGCAAGAGCGAGACACCCAAAUGCGACUUCUGCAAGAGCAGUUGACGGAAGCAGACGCGCGCGUAGAAGCUCUGGAAAAAGACCUAAAAGAUAACGCAUCUGCUAAGUCCGCAAUUGAAGCGGAAAUGGCGAUGACAAAGGAUGAAUUCGUCGAGCUUCAAAAGAGCGUGGACGCUGCGCGCGCUGAAGCCCAAGACGAGUUGUCUAAUCUUCAAGCCAAGUUCGACGCUGUCGAUCAAGAGAAGGCUGCGCAACAAAAUCAACUGAAGGAGUACGUCGAGCGCCUGCAAGGGGUUGAGUCGAAAAUGAACGAACUGCAGAGCGAAAAGGAGAAUCUAAAGGCUACGAUAGCUACAAAGAAUCAAGAGGCAUCGCAGCUGCGUGAACGCUUUAAGCAGCUGUCAGAAGGCUCGAACGAGGAGGCGCGACGCAUCGCCGAGGAACUUGCAGAGCUACAUGAAACUCAUAAGGCGGUGCUUGCCGAAUGUGAAGUACUAUCACACGGGCGAGAAGACGUCGAAAAACGUCUGAACCUUGUCAUGAGUGAGCGGGAUGACUUUGCCAAGAAUUGGCAGAGUGAAGCCGCAUUGCUGUCGCAGGCUACGACUCGCCUGGCUGAUCUCGAGAUGGAAAUCGCCAACGAUAAGAAGGCUAUCGCCGAAACGUCUGCCUCAGUUGAAGAGAAGGAUACGCAGAUCGCCAAAUUGACGGAAGAAUUGGAAGCGACAAAAGCCAGCGGAGCCUCAGAGGCUCAAGGUCGGAUUGGUGAACUCAACGCCGCGUUGGGGCAGGCGCAGUUCGAUGUGACCGUGCUUCGAGGCGAGAUAGAACGAGCUCACACAUCGCUGGCUGAGAUGGAUGGAUUGCGACAGCACGUGGCAGAGUUACAGGCGAAUCUCUCGACUUCGCAAAAGGUGCAGAGCGACCUGACAGCGAAACUGAGCGAGGCGAAUGACGCGCUCGCGAGGCAACAAUCGCAGCAGUCGUCAUCCCCCCCGCCAAGCUCUGCCGCACGCCGAAUGCCAAGAACACCUAGCGACACUUCGCAGCAAGCGAUCGACAUCGAAUCCGGCGACCGAUCGGAGUCUCCAUCGAAAACAAUACGCAUAUGGCGAGACUCUCGAGUCACCGGUCGAGCGCCGAAACAGCUCCAACCAAUUAUGGAGUUCUGCGACUCAGCCUUCGUGCGCUUCUUCCGCGUCAUGCGUACCCAACCCUCGCUUCGCUUCGCCGCACUCUCGUAUUGGGCCCUCGUCCACGCCUUUCUCUUCCUUCACUUCUUCGCGUAG